CCAAGGGUGGAAUAUUUUUGAAAUUUAUUUAUAGUGCAAAUACACUGAAACUUCCCAAGCUGCAUUGUCAGGGUGGUUUGGAUACAUAAGUUCAACCAGCCACUCUGAAAUAAACAUAUUCAAGGGCCGUUAAAAUCUCGAUACUGUCUGAUUUUAUUGGAUCAUAUCCUCCAGCUCUCUGGGAUGUAAAUUUCCGGCCAUAACCUGUGCAGCAAUAAACUUCGUUCAGCCACAAGAGUGUGCAUGUGAGAGGAUUGCAAAUCUGCUCUGCCAAACCAGAAUUAGCCGGUAUCGCAGGAAUGAAAGAGCGUGGAGAUUUGAAAUUGCAGAGAAUGGAGACAAGGCGGUGCAGAGGACGAGCUGCCUGGGGAGCAGGAGGCCCCAGACCUGUGCCGCACUCUUAUGGAAAAUAAGCCCCAGGGUGGUGAGCAGGGGCGAGGCUGAGCCGGCGCGGGCUCUGAGCAGGUGGACACCGGAGCCCGCAGCAGCCCCCGGGGUCCCGGGGCGCGGAGCAGCGCCGCGGGUUGGGCUGACAGCGGGACUCGGUGCCGAGGCGCUCAGGGACGGCGGCGUUGGAGCUCGACGCGGAAGAAAUACAUCCCCAAACUGGUUUCCUCUGAAAAGAUGUGGUAACUUCAUCUACCUGCUGCUUCCUUACUCCAAGCUUUAUGAACUUGAACACAAAGGCACAUCGUCUUACUGGGACAGCAGAAGGUGACACAGAGGAGUAAUAUACAGAGAGAGACCAAUCCUUUUUGUGACCACAGUCAACCCAUGAAGAGUGAGGGCUUUCAGCCACCUAAACGUAUUUACUGCAUUUGCUUCAGAAUACUGUGGAGAAAAUGUAUGCUAGUCGAGAGGAUAUUGGAUAUGAUUUUGGAGAUGACUCAAAAGUUGGAAGUAAGCCAAUUAAACCUAAUCCAAACAUCGAUGGAGGAUGGGCUUGGAUGAUCGUACUUUCCUCCUUCCUUGUGCACAUACUCAUCAUGGGUUCCCAGAUGGCCCUUGGAAUACUCAACAUGGAAUGGCUUGAGGAGUUUAAUCAAAGUCGUGGCUUAACAGCGUGGGUUAGCUCCCUCAGCAUGGGCAUCACCCUUAUUGUAGGUCCUUUUAUUGGUUUAUUCAUCAGCAUGUGUGGGUGCCGCACGACAGCCAUAAUUGGAGGGAUCCUGAACGCCCUGGGUUGGAUACUGAGUGCCUAUGCCUCAAAUGUGCACUACCUCUUCCUCACCUUUGGAGUGACAGCUGGUAUUGGAAGUGGCAUGGUUUAUCUGCCUGCAGUGGUCAUGGUAGGGCAAUAUUUUCAGAACAGAAGAGCACUUGCACAAGGGCUCAGUACCACAGGAACAGGGUUUGGAGCUUUCCUAAUGACUGCCUUACUGAAGUACCUUUGCACUGAAUUUGGGUGGAGGAAUGCCAUGUUCAUCCAGGGGGCCAUCUCCCUGAACCUUUGUGUCUGUGGAGCACUCAUGAGACCACUCUCUCCCAAAGAGCUCCGUGAAAAAUAUGUGGUGAGGAAUGACAGCGAAGAAAAUCAGGCAAAAGCUCUGUCCCACUCUACAGAGACUAUAAAAUCUAAUGGAGUCCUUGGUGAAGAAACAGAGAAAAAAGAAGAGGCAGCAAAUGAAGAAGUGCUUGGCAGUGUGCAGCACAUAGAAACUGGAGGUAAAUCUGGAAGUGGAAGGAGCAUGUAUGGACUGCGCCUCUUUAAGACAGUGAGCCAGCUGACAGUUACAGUCAGGAAGGGCUUUGCACUCUGGUACUCCAGCUACUUUGGAGCUGCAUCACUGUUUACCAAUAGAGUAUUCGUGGCCUUUGUCAUUUGGGCUUUGUUUGCCUAUAGCAGCUUUGUCAUUCCCUUUAUUCACCUUCCAGAGAUAGUCAAGCAGUACAACUUAUCUAGGCAGGACAAUGUAUUUCCUUUGACAUCCAUUAUAGCCAUUGUUCAUAUUUUUGGUAAAGUGAUCCUUGGAAUCAUUUCUGAUCUGCCCUGCAUCAGCACAUGGAAUGUCUUCCUCAUGGCUAACUUUACCCUGGUCACCUGCAUUCUUACUUUGCCACUAAUGCAGACAUACAUUGGCCUGGCUGUGGUUUGUGCUCUAAUAGGAUUUUCUAGUGGCUAUUUUUCUCUAAUGCCUGUUGUGACUGAAGAUUUAGUGGGAACUAAACACCUUGCAAAUGCCUAUGGCAUCAUCAUUUGUGCCAAUGGAAUAUCUGCUUUGUUCGGACCACCCUUUGCAGGUUGGAUCUAUGACAUCACACAAAAAUAUGAUUUUUCUUUUUACAUAGCUGGAUUGCUAUACAUGGUGGGAAUAAUAUUUUUACUUAUACAACCUUGUAUUCAAAAGAAACAGUCAAGAGAAAAAUCUACAGAAGAAGCACAAGUAUAGAACAAAUUCCAGAACUUUUUUACACAGCUUUUUUGGUUUUGUGUUUCUCUUGUGUGAUAUUAUGAAGAUGUUUUUCUUAUAGAACCAUUUAUCUGCACUUAAGUGAAAAGCAAAUGUGCUCCAUAAGGCUUAUAAAUUAUUGGAAAUGUGCUUUGAAAAUUAGUUAAGAUAUUUUACUUUAGAACUGCCAAAUACAGUGAUUAAAAGCACACUGCUAGUAUGUCAAUAUUAGAACAGUGCUAAGAAUACUUACCCUUGCUCCUCUUUUAAUAUUUCACCAUUAACUGUUGGUGAAAACCCACUGACUGCAGUGCAGUUACUCUGAUUUACACUAGGCCUAUGAGAGAAUUUGGUCAGGACAUGAAUGAUUUAUAAAAGUCCUUUCUAGUAUGUAUUCAAUCUGAUGAAAGAUUAGUUACUGGGUACUAGAAAAUGAUUCUAUUUCUUGCCUGGCUAGUCAAGUACUGUUGAAAUGGUACUAUAAUAAUUCCAAUUAUUCAGCGUGCUAAAAUUACUAUUUCUGUGAUGCAAAUCUGAAGAAAAGUUCUCAUAUAUUUCUGAAAUUAUUCAGUUGGACUCAAUAGGUCCCUCCCAACCCAGUAUAUUCUACUGUAAUUCUACUUCAAUGAUUUUUAAUUUUGUUUUUUUUAAAGUAUCAACUGCAUCUAAAGUAGCCAUCCUCAA
Molecule: messenger RNA, 3074 nt
Organism: Motacilla alba alba
Lineage: Eukaryota; Metazoa; Chordata; Aves; Passeriformes; Motacillidae
Gene: SLC16A14
Product: solute carrier family 16 member 14
Exons: 6
Coding region: 843-2390 (515 amino acids)
Biological process (GO): monocarboxylic acid transport; transmembrane transport
Molecular function (GO): monocarboxylic acid transmembrane transporter activity
Source: RefSeq, a predicted model, not a curated record